AUGGCUUCAACUUCAUAUUCACCUAGAGGUUGUAUUGAUAACAUUCCCGCCGAGAUGCUUAUGCCCGAGAGUGACGUGUUUGGCGAGCCAAAUAGUAGUCCACGGAUUGGAAAUGAACAUCAAGCCGAGCUUCCUUCCAUAAAUAAAAGGUCGAAUUACAUGUAUAAGUCCACAUAUUAUGGAGAUACACAUCCAAAGCAUGUCAUAAUUGGGCUGCCCAUACCAUUAACGUGGAUGAAUAACAAUGGCCCGGAUACAAAUUCCGAGAUGACUUUGACCGACAGUGUACAAGACACAGUGACGCCCGAAGAGGAUUCACGGGCUGAAGAGGAAAGAAUGCAGAAGAAAUUUUGUGGUGAAAUAGUGCCUGGAAUAACCGAACAAAUUUGGAGUGAUGCUGAGAAAGCCAGCUUUGUUCUGGGUUUGCACAUAUUUGAGAAAAAUUUUGUGCAUCUUGGGCAUUUUGUGGAAACCAAGAACCCAGGGGAUGUAAUGGCUUACUACUACGGAGAGUUUUACCGUUCGAAAGAAUAUUUUAGAUGGUCCGAACGUAGAACGGCAAAGGGCAGGAAGAGGUACGUGUUGGGGCAGAGGAUUUUUUCUGGAUUAAGGCAACAGGAAUUAAUAUCUCGGCUAGUUGCUAGAGUGCCAGAUGAAUGUAAAAGCGCCUUACUCGAGGUCUCCAAGACAUUUUCGGACGAGAAGUCGAGCCUAUCAAGCUAUCUCUCGUCUCUAAAGUCCAUGGUCGGGAUAACAGCUCUCGCUGAAGCCAUUGCCGUGGGCAAAGGCAAGAAGGACAUCACUAGAAUGGCCUUGGAGCCUUCGGGCUCAAACAACACGACUCAGGCCCAUACGCAGGUACCCUCACGCAAGAAGUGCUCGUCUCUCACACCAUCUGAAAUCAUCGAAAUCUUGAAUGGAGACUGCCGCCUGAGCAAAGCCCGGUCACACGAGCUUUUCUGGGAGGCUGUCUGGCCACGCCUGCUCGAACGAGGCUGGGCUACCAAGAAAGUUGCGUACGGUAAAGGCGAUGUUUUCAGUGGGCUGGACUAUUCCGUUAUCUACCUCACGCCAGGCUCCGAUAAUCUCCCGAGUGACGAGUGUGUGAAGGGAGACCACUACUUUACCUCGUCCACUGAUGUUUUGGGCCGGGUCUCGAGGGAGCCCAGCCUCAUUCUUCUCGGCUCGGAUAAUGACGACGAGAACAGGAACAAUAACGGGCCGGCUGUUGUGGCCCGAGAGGAAAGGGAUGACGAGGAAGGGCGGCAGGGGUUUUAUCUGCAGCCGAGGGCCCAAAACCGUAGCUUGCAUGCCGUGAAGUACACAGUGGUCGACACGUGUCCUGGCGGGAAUCUACGAGACGUGAGAUACCUGCCGUGCGAAGAGGAAAAUGGUGGGCCCGGAUUGGAGAAUGGGAAGGGCCCGAUUGAUGAUGAUGAUGAUAAUGAACCGAGUUUGGACAAUGUGAAUGUCCCGAGCGAUGGCCAACCUGGUUCGGAGAAAAAGGAAGAAGAAGGCCCAACACCAACAACACCAAAGGAUGGGAAUAAAUCCGGAAGGAUCCGGAAGGGGAAGAAAAUCCGAGGUGGGGCCCGCCGUAAGGCGGCGGCUCCAGUGAGAAAACGUGAAGAGACGGGAGGAGACGUGAUUUGCCAUCCGAGUCCGGGCCGAGUUCUGAUGGGCUUCGGAAUGGAGAGUGGGCCCGUGCCGUCGAGCCCGAAUUGUGAUAUCCAGGAAGGAACGGCGGGUCCCACUGGCGGCGGCCCAGUGGAGAAUUCACGCUGUCCUUUGCCAUUUGACCUGAACGAGCCGCCGAUAGAAGAGGCAGAGGAGCAGGAGGACUUUGAUGUGAAUACAAAUGUCGUGAGACAGAGUAGAAGGGGCCUCCAGUGGUCGGCCAAGGCACUGGAGAAUCUGGUUGAUGAGCUGGCGGCGGAUCGGAAGAGGAAGGGAAUAAUCGACGGCCCGGAUGAGGAGGGCUUUGUGUGGAGGCCCACUAGGCGUGUGAGAACCGGGGCUGGGUCGAACGGGCUUUUGAGGGGUUCUGUGGGGGGUUCGAGGUUCAAACGUGAUGGAAAUGGCGCGUCUGGCAGUGGGAACCGUAAUGUGCAGAAUGGUGUUUGA
This is a messenger RNA of Striga hermonthica, 2124 nucleotides long. The record is from the annotation of a GenBank genome assembly. Lineage: Eukaryota; Viridiplantae; Streptophyta; Magnoliopsida; Lamiales; Orobanchaceae.